Molecule: messenger RNA, 2578 nt
Organism: Blastomyces dermatitidis ER-3
Lineage: Eukaryota; Fungi; Ascomycota; Eurotiomycetes; Onygenales; Ajellomycetaceae
Product: MFS multidrug transporter
Exons: 3
Coding region: 322-1959 (545 amino acids)
Biological process (GO): transmembrane transport
Molecular function (GO): transmembrane transporter activity
Source: RefSeq, a predicted model, not a curated record
AAGCGCCGAAUUUUCAGCCUUGUAGAGCUGAACCUUGGAACCAAUCUCUCAAUGAGCAAAGCUUACUUCUGCAUGAGCCUGUACAGUACAUUGCAACCACGCAGCCCAGGGUGUUUGAAAUGAAUAUUAACUGCGUUGUGGUGUGCGAUUCAGGAAGUUUAUAAUAUCGGCAAUUUCUAACUCAACAACCCACUGAAUUACAGGAAUUAACUAUAAGCGGGAGCCAGCAGACACAAUGCUUACAAAACAUCAGUAGUCCAUGCCGGUUACACAAUUUGUUCAGCGCUCUGCAGCGGGCUACUAUGAUGCUCAUUGUUGAACAUGAAUGCUGCGAAUGUUGCUGCCUUUAUCAACCAGAUGAUAUAUGACAAACUUUUCCGCCUGUUAACAGCUCACCUCACCUCACCCAACCAAGUUCUUUCGAAAAAGAAAAAAAAAUUAAAAAAAAUGGCCCCCUCAAAUCCCCCGAAGGGCGACGUCGAGAAAUCGGUGACUGCAGUACAGGAGUCUAGAAGUGAAGAUAAAGAGGCCGAGGAGAAUCAGACAAAUUCCCAAGGGGACCAAGAUGAACUGCUGGUAGACUGGGAUGGCCCUGAUGAUCCGAAAAAUCCACUCAAUUGGAGCCGGUUCAGGAAAUGGGCGGUUGCUUUAUUAACGUCCCUUGGGGGUCUUGUUACACUGAUGAGUGGUGCGAUGCUCGCUCCGGCCCUAGAUGCCAUCGCAAAGGAUCUCAAUACCAGCCCUGGCACAACGAACAUGUGUCUAUCCAUUUUUGUGCUGGCAUUUGCCUUUGGCCCCAUGGUCUUAGCUCCUAUGACAGAAAUAUUUGGCCGCCGCAAGGUAUGGAUCCUUUGUUCAACAUGGUAUGUCCUAUGGAACGGUGUCUGUGGAUUUGCAAACUCCCAGGGUUUGAUGUUGUCCGCAAGGCUUCUGGCAGGAUUGGGAGCGAGUGCAGAGUUUGCUGUCACGAAUCCGGUUUUAGGUGAUACUUGGAGACCAGAGGAGCGGGGAAGGUCCUUUGCCAUAGCAACAUUUAUCCCUCUUCUUGGACCCGCCAUAGGUCCAAUUUUGGGGGGCGUGAUCACUAACUCAGUCGGUUGGCGAUGGUUGUUCUGGGUUUUAUCCAUAUUUGAUGCAAUCCUCACAGUUGCUGCGUUCUGGAUUUUUCCGGAAUGUUAUGAGCAGCUCCUUCUUCACCGAAAGGCGAUGAAAUUACGCAAGGAAACUGGGAGAGAAUAUCAUACCCGAUGGGACAUCCACAACCAACCGCUCACCCAGAAACUGAAGCGUAGUGUGGCAAGGCCAGUAUGGAUGUUGGCCACCCAGCCAAUCAUCCAACUUGUGAGCCUUUUCCUUGCUUACAAUUUUGGCACUCUUUACUUUGUCCUGACCAGCUUUGCCUCUAUCUGGAUAACCCAAUACCACCAGUCUGUUUCUGCCUCCGGGUUGCAUUAUAUUGCUCUCGUCAUCGGCUCAACUAUUGGUGCCCAACUUGGGGCAGCUCUCACUGAUCGCCUGUGGGCAUAUCUGAAAAAACGAGCAGGGGGCGAAACGGCGCCGGAGUACCGGAUUCCCCUGAUGAUUCCCGGCUCUAUUGUCAUCCCUAUCAGCUUGUUCUGGUAUGGGUGGACGGCAGAAACGAAGCAGAAAUGGAUUGUAGUCGACGUCGCUAUUGCAAUGUUCAACUUCGGGGUUAUCAUGAGUACACACUCACAACAGCAGUACGUCAUGGAGGCAUAUCGGGGUUAUGUGGCAUCGGCUUCAGCGGCCAGCCAGUUUCUACGAAGCAUUUUUGCAUUUGCGUUUCCAUUGUUCGCGCCAGCGCUUUUCGCUCGGCUGGGGUACGGCUGGGGUCAUAGUGUAUUGGCUUUCAUUUUUCUGGGCCUGGGAAUUCCGUCCCCGUUUAUUCUGUGGAAGUUUGGUGCGAAAUUACGCGCAAAGGGCAAGCCAAUGCCGUAGUUGAGUGGAGCUGGAGGAUGUCUGAAGCCAUUAAGCUACGGGGGAGCGGGAAGAUAUAGCGAAACGAAAAGGAUGAGGAUAAUCUCCAAGCAAAGAAAUAUGCCUAGCAUGAGCCAUAGGUACCAUGAGCUCAGAUAUAAUAUUGUGUUCAAGUUAUGCCCCAUUUCCAGCCGUUUACUGUUAAACGUGGAACCUGAAUGGAAAAUGGUUACAUGACAACCGGAAGAUUGGUAGCCGAAAGUGCCAUCGAUUGAGCGAUGACAUAUAGUCACAAGCCUGAGACCCUAGAAAUAAAUCACAAUCACUACUUCCCGUCUAUUCGGAGUACUAAGUACUGUAUCUAUCAGUCCUCUACCCCUGACUUCUCAGCAUGUACCAUCACUCAAACGACUGCACUGCAACUUGAGUCUAGACUCCGCUGCAGUCAAUCCUUCAUUUCAUUGAAGAAAUAUUUGACCCAUUCUUGAUCGUGUCUUUCCUAAAGGCUCUCAGGGAUAUAUGUGCCUGUCUGGGAUAUUCAGCCAUGAUUGGGAGUAGGGGCGGUUCCGUCUUGGUGUGGCUCAGAUUUCCGGCGAUAGAAAUGUAUUUUACGCAACUCAUGCCGUUCCGGCAAAAAGUC